UUCUCACUUCAUUUCUUGGUGGACAAGCCUAAAAUCCCUCUAAAACCCUCUCUGACUCCAUUGCUCCACCGCCACUGCCGUCAUGUCCCUGCGAAGGAUAACUACUCGGUUCUCAACAUUCGCUUUAACUCAGUCCCGCAACUCGGGGCUCCUCUCCGGCCGCCGUGGAACUAGGAAAUUUCAAACUUCGUCCAAUUACUUAGUUUCAUUACACAGAGUUAACGAUAUGGUGGUACCUGCUCAGGUUUCAUCACUGCAUCAUUCUGUGUUGAGCUCAACAGGCUUUCAAUGGUUCGGAUUUUCAUCGUCUGCAUCCACAGAGCCCAGUGACAAGGAGACAAUGGCUCAUUCUGGAAAUGAAAAAGAAAUUAAGGACUCUAAUGAAGCUUCUAGUGAUACAGAUGAUAAAAGUGAAUCAGAUUUGGAGAGUGAGCUUUCUAGAGAUGAGCUGGUGAAACUUAUUGUGGAAAAGGAACAACUUCUGGUGAAAAAGCAGGAGGAGUUUGAUCAAAUGAAGGAUAAGGUGCUAAGGUCCUUCGCGGAGAUGGAAAACGUGAAAGAGCGUACAAGGCGUGAAUCAGAAAAUGUAAAGAAGUUUGCCAUUCAGAAUUUUGCUAAGAGCCUUUUGGAUGUGGCGGAUAAUCUGGGAAGAGCUUCUUCUGCUGCAAAAGGGGGUUUUUCAAAAGUUGAUGCCCCUGAAGAUGCAGCUGGAGCUGUUAAGCAACUUAAAACACUCCUUGAAGGUGUUGAAAUGACUGAAAAACAGUUAGCAGAGGUAUUUAGAAAAUUUGGACUUGAGAAAUAUGACCCAACAGAUGAGGAGUUUGAUCCAGCAAGGCAUAAUGCAGUGUUCCAAGUACCAGAUGCUUCAAAGCCGGCAGGUCGUGUUGCAGUUGUUCUAAAGGCUGGAUACGAGCUGCAUGACCGAGUAAUAAGGCCUGCCGAUGUUGGUGUCACAGUGGCUGCGAACAAUGAGGAAGCCGAAUAAGGAUCCAAUGCAUAGCUCUGAAGGAAAGAAAAAAUGAUCUACUGUUAUACUCAUUUGGAUGCACUCUUCAACCUAUCUAGAUAGAAAUAUUUGCCUAGUCGUCUAAAUAUUCUGUGCGGGAAUUCACAGUGCUACUGAAAUUUUUGUAGUGAUGAGAUAGGUGUAGAAGGAACCGAUUUUGGGUAAUUUCUAGUGCCUGUAUAAUUGAAUGCUCCCAUUUCAAAAUUGGGUGUUAAUUCUGCAACUUGUAUAAUGUGAGGAUUGAGGAAUGAUGGUGGUAGAGAUUGGUUUUGUA
Salvia hispanica is the source of this 1283-nucleotide messenger RNA. Its product is annotated as grpE protein homolog 2, mitochondrial-like. Gene Ontology annotation, cellular component: PAM complex, Tim23 associated import motor. Gene Ontology annotation, molecular function: protein homodimerization activity; protein-folding chaperone binding; adenyl-nucleotide exchange factor activity. Lineage: Eukaryota; Viridiplantae; Streptophyta; Magnoliopsida; Lamiales; Lamiaceae. Gene Ontology annotation, biological process: protein folding; protein import into mitochondrial matrix. The record is from RefSeq and is a predicted model, not a curated record.